Centropristis striata (black sea bass) is the source of this 1814-nucleotide messenger RNA. RefSeq names its product glutathione S-transferase kappa 1-like. Gene Ontology annotation, biological process: glutathione metabolic process. Gene Ontology annotation, molecular function: glutathione transferase activity; glutathione peroxidase activity. Bases 376 to 1047 code for a protein of 223 amino acids. NCBI's taxonomy places the organism in Eukaryota, Metazoa, Chordata, Actinopteri, Perciformes, Serranidae. The record is from RefSeq and is a predicted model, not a curated record. The transcript is spliced from 7 exons. Gene Ontology annotation, cellular component: mitochondrion; peroxisome.
AAUUAUCUACUCAAAAGAAAAAAAGUAUUAGAGGAAAAAAGUAAUUUUUCACUGGUCAUGCACUGCGCCGCCACAGUACUAGAUGGCGCUAAUGUAACGCGGUUUGUUUGGUUAAUUCAAAGGCAUAACUGCGCGGUGACUGUCACUGUUAUUGUGACAAAGAUAAGUUUAAUUCAUUAAAUGCUAACAGCUGCUGGGCGGCAGCUCCGUCUGCGCUGAAGCGUCUGUCAAAGUCAAAGUCUGAAGAGAUUUCUGCGUCAGGUUAUUUGAACUUUGACUCCCUGGCACUUUUUGCAAGGAAAAGAGACGCUGUCAGUUUUAACUUUUCAUUUCAUUUAAAGAUAAAGUGAGUAGGUGACGUCUGCAGAGCUGAAGAUGACAUCCAAGAAAGUGAUCGAGUUGUUCUACGACGUGGUGUCUCCGUACUCCUGGCUCGGCUUUGAGGUUAUGUGCCGCUACAGACAGAUGUGGAAUAUCGAGCUCAAACUGCGACCUGCCUUUCUGGGAGGCAUCAUGCGAGGAGCAGGCAACAAGGCCCCUGGUUUGGUUCCCAACAAAUUCAUGUACAUGACGAAGGAUCUGCACCGCUUGUCAGAGUAUUUUGGUGUUCCCAUGCAGGCUCCAGCGGACCCCUUUGAAGUCGUGUUCAAAAAAGGCUCCUUGAAUGCAAUGCGAUUUGUGACAGCAGUACAAGAGAGGGAGACGGGUGGAGACGAGCAGGCGGAGCGGGUGUCCCGGGAGCUGUGGAGACGGAUCUGGAGUGAGGACAAAGACAUCACUGAACCUGCAUCACUGUCUGAGGCAGCGAUGAAAGCCGGACUGUCUGACAGCGAGAUUAAAGAAGCGCUGAAGCUGUCCACCUCAAAGGAGAUCAAAGACAAGCUGAAGACGGCAACGCAGGAGGCACUUGAUCACGGGUCGUUCGGCUUCCCCAUGGUGGUGUGUCACGUUAACGGAAAGCAGGAGAUGUUUUUUGGAUCUGACAGAUUUGAGCUCAUGGCCCACUGCAUCGGGGAGAAGUGGCUCGGACCUCAGCCCGACAAAUGAGCUGCCAAGCUGUGAGAUAUGAAGCUGCCUUCACACACAGUCUGUGUGCUCAGAGAUUCUACUUUUAAUAAUGCCUUCGAUUUUUGCUAAUCCUUCAAAUGUAAUAUUUUAUGUGCCUUUUAAAAGGAAAGCAUCAUAUAUCCAAUGAACUUCAGUAACAAAUGGGAUUGUAAAUAAUGCCACAUGCUAUUGUGCUGUUAAUACAUGUAUUAAGAAGAGCAUUGACAGCUUAUGCAAUCCUUUCUAUUGAAAUUUAGAGGUGCAGAAAGGAUGCUGUUAAGCAUUUGUUGCAAUGUUUGCACAGAGUUUAAUAUUUUGGCCCUGCUGGUGGCAUGGCUCUAUGGAUGGUGAAAUUUUUUUUUAAACUGAUGACUUUGGUGUUCCGUUUUAGUGAGGUUAAUGAUUGUUUUUUAGUAAAAUAUCUCUGUUACUACUUGAUGGACAUACAUUUGAGCUUUUUACUCUUAGUACGUACUGCAGCUGGCCUUACAAAGUACAAACUCUUGCAUGCAAUAUGUACACAAUUGGGACUUAAUUUUCCUUUUUUCCAGCAUUACAACAUUGUGGUACAUUCAUUGUGAAGUAUCAAUAUGAGUUUACAUGUCGACGUCGUAAAACUUUGACCUUCUUGCUCAUAGUUUCAAUAUGAGGCAGAGACCUUUCAGUAGCCUUUAGGUUUCCGUUCACAGCCCAGAUAAAUGCAGCUUUGGUGGAUUAGAAACUAAACUGCACUUUGCAGUAACAGGUAAUAAAGUUACUCUAUGUGG